AUGGGUCAAGCCAAACAUGGCCCGUUUGAAAGGGGUCAUUUUAGUCGACCUAAAAUCAGUCAUUUUCAGGCAUUAAAGGGGGUGAAAAUAGAGGAUGUUCAACUGGCUAAAAAAUUUGGUAUAAAAUAUGGGGAGAGAAUCGGUGAGGUGGAAAUCCAUGGUGAACCGGAGUACGUUAGAGCUUGUUGUGAAGCGAGUUUGAAGCGGCUUGAUGUUGAUUACAUUGAUCUUUACUAUAUUCAUCGCAUCGAUACAAAAGUCCCUAUCGAAAUCACAAUGGGAGAGUUGAAGAAGCUUGUUGAAGAAGGUAAAAUAAAGUACAUUAGUUUAUCCGAGGCCGGUCCAGCAACCAUUAGAAGAGCGCAUGCUGUUCAUCCGAUCACAGCCGUACAGCUGGAAUGGUCUUUGUGGACUAGAGAUGCUGAAGAAGAGGUUAUUCCUACUUGCAGAGAAUUAGGAAUUGGAAUCGUUCCUUUUGCUCCAUUGGGUAGCGGGUUCUUUGCAUCGGGUCCGAAGGUCAUGGACAAUUUAGCCGAUAAUGAUUUAAGAAAGAUUAUACCAAGGCUGCAAGGCGAGAACUUUGACCACAAUAAACUUGUGUAUGAACGAGUCAAUGAAAUGGCACAACGAAAGGGGUGCACCCCGUCACAAUUGGCACUAGCUUGGGUCAUGCACCAAGGAGAUGAUGUAGGUCCAAUCCCUGGUACAACCAAGAUUGAAAACCUGAACCAGAACCUCGGAGCACUUAGUGUCAAGCUUACGGUUCAGGACAUGGCUGAGCUUGAAUCUAUGGCUUCGUUCAAAGGUGCUAGAAUGCCCGAACAGAUUUUGGUGCAUAGUUACAAGAACUCGGACACUCCGCCUUUAUCCUCAUGGAAAUCCAAAUAACCUUUUGUAUUGCGACUUUUUGUUGUUUUUAAUAAUG
Helianthus annuus (common sunflower) is the source of this 925-nucleotide messenger RNA. RefSeq names its product probable aldo-keto reductase 3. The record is from RefSeq and is a predicted model, not a curated record. Lineage: Eukaryota; Viridiplantae; Streptophyta; Magnoliopsida; Asterales; Asteraceae. Bases 1 to 888 code for a protein of 295 amino acids. Gene Ontology annotation, cellular component: cytoplasm. The transcript has 5 exons.